UGUCUUGUCUUGUUUGAUGGAACAUCUUUAUACAUCUGCUAUGGUGCCUGACUGUCAAAAACAACUACUUGAAUUACAGUAUUUUGUAUCAAGGGAUUUCAGGUUGGAUCCUAGGCUUUAUAAGAUGUGUAACAAUGAUGCUGUUACUUUAUGUCAUGCUCCUGAUGACUGGGCUAAUGCUGAUGCUGGUGUGAGUGAAGAAGACGACUCACUCGGACCUGGAGUCAUUUUUGCUUGUUUACAUCGUUAUUUACACCCUUCACCUGGUGAACAAAAGUUGUCUAGACAAUGUUCUGCUGAGGUUCAUCGUGUUCUAAGACAGAGAGCAGACAAUGUUCGAUUGAAUCCACAUAUUGAAGCAAUGUGCAGAGUUGCCCUUGGAGAGUUCUGCAGUGAGAAUGUCAACUCAGGCGAGGAAAUGGAUUGUCUUCAGCAAAACUACGAAAAACUUGAUGGUAAAUGUAAAGCUUUGAUUCAGAAUUUCACCACUGAAGAAUCAGAAGACAUCAAGCUAGAUAGACUAUUAAUGAGAGCCUGUGAACCCAUGUUGAACCGGUUCUGUAAG
Molecule: messenger RNA, 565 nt
Organism: Saccoglossus kowalevskii
Lineage: Eukaryota; Metazoa; Hemichordata; Enteropneusta; Harrimaniidae
Product: Golgi apparatus protein 1-like
Cellular component (GO): Golgi membrane
Molecular function (GO): fibroblast growth factor binding
Source: RefSeq, a predicted model, not a curated record